Messenger RNA from Motacilla alba alba, 3669 nucleotides. It is a transcript of the gene RAP1GAP, whose product is annotated as RAP1 GTPase activating protein. The coding region runs from base 907 to 3210 and encodes 767 amino acids. Gene Ontology annotation, cellular component: membrane; cytoplasm. NCBI's taxonomy places the organism in Eukaryota, Metazoa, Chordata, Aves, Passeriformes, Motacillidae. The record is from RefSeq and is a predicted model, not a curated record. Gene Ontology annotation, biological process: regulation of small GTPase mediated signal transduction; activation of GTPase activity. Gene Ontology annotation, molecular function: GTPase activator activity. The transcript is spliced from 20 exons.
CCAAAUGUCUCCUCCAUAAUUACACCCUACAACUUGCCCCCCGCCAAACCUGCCCCCCCUCCCGGAUACCCCAAAACCUGCCCCCCUCUUCUGCCCCCCAUCGUCUCCUCCCCCUGUUCCAGUCUCCCCAGUCUGACUCCCGUGUCCCCCCAAACCCCGUGUCCUCCCCGCCCCCCCAGUCUGGCCGCCACAUUCAGAACAUCUCCCCCGACCCCCCGGUGCUCCCCCCACCCUCCCGGGACAGACCCCACCGUGGAUGCGGGGGGUGUGGGGAGCAAUCGGGGACCCCCCCAGGGGUCGCCCCCAGCCCGGCGGGGUCACGCGGCGGCCCAGGGGGUGCACGGGGAAGGGUCGUGUUUGCACAGGGACGGGUGGCGAUGUCGCAUUGGCACGGCGACACCGGGGUCACGCCUUGCACGGGGACGGGUCACACCUGCACCGGGGCUGUGCUUGGCUGCGGUUGUAUUUGCACAGGGACGGGUCGCACCUGCGCCGGGGCUGGCUUUGCACAGGGACCGUGACAUUUGCACCAAUGUCCUGUUUGCACAGGGACCGUGACAUUUGCACGAGGGUCCCUUUUGCACAGGGACCGUGACAUUUGCACGAGGGUCCCUUUUGCACAGGGACGUACUUGCGCGUCAUUGUGUUUGCACAGGGCCGGGUCGCACUUGCACCGGGGCUGUGUUUGAUGGGGACAGUGCCAUUUGCAUGGGGCCGGUGGCGUUUGCACGAGAACGGUCACAUUGCCACGGGGAGAGCGACAUUUGCACGGGGCUGGUGACACUGGCGUGGGGCUGGUGACACUGGCACGGGGAUGAUCGCACCUGCACGGGGAGAGACCCCGGGCAGGGGCCGGCGGCGCUGGCACGAAAAUGACCGCGCUCGCACGGCGCCAGUGACAAUUUCAUGAGGGGGCUUGGCAGUGGCUCGGAGUCCCUGACACCGGCGCGGGCACGAUCCCAUCUCACAGGGUGGGUGACACGGGCACGGAGCCGGGGCCGCCUCGCGGGGUCGGUGCCACUUCCGCGGGGUCCCGGCGCUGUCCGUGGUGCUGCCCCGCGCCGCCGCCUCCCGCCGGCAGAGGGCGCCCUUCGGGGGGGGGGGGUGGGGCUGGGGGGCUCCGGGGGUCCCCGCGGUCCCCACGCGGUGACCUCGCCCCGCCGCCCCCGCCCCGCCGGCCCCGGCACCCGCAGGGUGGCGCUUGGCUCGCUGCCAUCAGUCGGCUUCGGGGGUAAGGCUGCUGCUGGCCGGGCGUCCCGGAGAGGGGCUGUGGGGGAGCUCUCCGCUCCCCAGGAAGCGCCAUGGGCCCCCCUGGACGCCCUCACACCACCUAGACACGUCUCCAGCCAGCAGCACCUCCCAACCCCGAGCAGGAUGGCCCAGCAGCGCCACGCCAUCCCCCCACCACUCAAGACGGAGGAGGACUACAUCCCCUACCCCAGCGUGCACGAGGUGCUGGGCCGGGAGGGGCCGUUCCCCCUCAUCCUCCUGCCGCAGUUCGGGGGUUACUGGAUUGAGGGCACCAACCACCAGCUGAGUGGGGCCCCCGACUCGCCCCCCACCCCGGUGCCCGGCACCCGGGCAAAGCUGGAGGGCAACCACACGGCCAAGAUCUACCGCAAGCACUUCCUGGGCAAGGAGCACUUCAACUACUACUCCCUGGACCCGGCGCUGGGUCACCUCGUCUUCUCCCUCAAGUACGACGAGCAGGAGCACCUCCACCUGCUGCUGCGCACCCGUGCCCGCACCCUGCACGAUGUGGUGCCCAUCUCCUGCCUGGCUGAGUUCCCCAACGUGGUGCAGAUGGCCAAGCUGGUGUGCGAGGACGUCAACGUGGAUCGCUUCUACCCUGUGCUCUAUCCCAAGGCAUCCCGCCUCAUCCUCGCCUUUGACGAGCACGUGCUCAGCAACCACUUCAAAUUUGGGGUCAUCUACCAAAAACUGGGGCAGACCUCCGAGGAGGAGCUUUUCGGCACCACGGAGGAGAGCCCGGCCUUCGCCGAAUUCCUCGACGUCCUGGGUCAGCGGGUGCAGCUGCGGGACUUCAAGGGGUUCCGAGGGGGGCUGGAUGUGACUCACGGACAGACCGGCAGCGAGUCGGUCUAUUGCCACUUCCGUGACAAGGAGAUCAUGUUCCACGUCUCCACCAAACUGCCCUACACCGAGGGGGACGCCCAGCAGCUGCAGCGGAAGCGUCACAUCGGCAACGACAUCGUGGCCAUCGUCUUCCAGGACGAGAACACGCCGUUCGUCCCCGACAUGAUCGCCUCCAACUUCCUCCACGCCUUCGUGGUGGUGCAGCUGGAGCAGGGGGGCACCCAGGGCACCCUCUACAAGGUCUCCGUCACCGCCCGUGACGACGUGCCCUUCUUCGGCCCGCCGCUGCCCGACCCCGCCGUCUUCAGGAAGGGCCCCGAGUUCCAGGAGUUCCUGCUGACCAAGCUCAUCAACGCCGAGUACGCCUGCUACCGCGCCGAGAAGUUCGCCAAGCUGGAGGAGCGGACGCGAGCGGCGCUGCUGGAGACGCUGCACGAGGAGCUGCAGGCGCGCAGCCAGGCCAUGCUGGGGCUCAGCCCCGACGACGAGCGCCCCGACAACGGCGGCGCCGCCCCGGGCUUCUUCGAGUCCUUCAAGUCGCUGCUGGUGCCCGGGAGCCGCCGGGGACGCCGCGGCAGCGCCAUCGGGCUGGGCUCGGUGGAAGAGGUGGGUACCUCGCUGCCCCCCCUCGGUGUUCCCCCGGUCCCCGGUGUCCCCCCGGUUAACGGCACCCCGCAGGCGCUGCUGGUGCCCGGGAAGAGCCCGUCGCGGCGGCGGCCCGGCCCCCUCGGCUCCCGCCGCUCCAGCGCCAUCGGCAUCGAGAGCAUCCAGGAGGCGCCGGCCGGCAGGGACGGCCCCGCAGCCGCCGACGGCUCCAGCUCCACACACAGUUCCCCCGAGAGCCGCCGGAACCCCGACAGGGCCGAGAAGCCGGAGCCGCCGGAUUUCUCCCGCUCCUCCUCCAGCGCCAGCAGCUUCGGCAGCGCCGCGGAGGAGCCCGGCGAGCCGGGACGGGAGAGCCGCUCGCCCUCGGGGAGCCACCGCGACGCCUUCACUGACACCCCCUGGCCGGAUGACCCCCCCGGGACCCCCCCAGGCCGCCGCCCGCCGGACCCCCCCUGCCCCGAGAUCAAAAUCCAGCUGGAGCAGCCCCCCCAUAACCCGGGCUCAUAGUUACCCCCCACCCGCGGGGGUGUCACUGCUUCACCCCCCUCUGUGUGCCACCCCCGUGCCAGGAGCUGAAGCCAUCGUCCCCGGUGCAGGAUUUGGGGGGGACCCCCAACAAAAAUUGGGAUGCGCCCCCCUCCAGACAAUCUCUGUCACCCCAAAAACCCUUCGGGUGAGGGGGUGAUGCACCACAAAGGGGCCUCCCCUCUGCCAUGACCCCAAAAUGAAGAGUGGGUCCAACCCCAGCAUCAUCCCCUCCCUGAAAAACAAAAGAGGGGACUCAAAUCCAGGGUAACCCCAAAGUGGAGCUCCCUCUCCCCCCCUUUAUUUUAAGGGACAAAAGUUCCGGAAUGUGCUGGAGGCUGGAACUGGGGGGAGGGGGAGGAAUAUUUUUUCACACCCUCCCGAACUGUGUUUGUGUUUCCCGUGAGUCCUGUAUAAAAUAAAAGUUUAUUUAUCGCUACA